GUUCAUUCAUUCGGAUUGAGUCCCGUCUCGCCGUUCAUCGUCGUCUCCACCGAGUCGCAAAAGAAAAAAAAGGGGAAAAGCGUAGGAGGAGGAGGAGGUGGAGGAGGAGGAAAGGAAAGCUUCUGGAGAGAGACUGUUUUCCGAAGCCGUGGAUAAGGCCACCGAGGUGGUUGCUGGCUCCGGAGAAAAGGGGGGCAAGGCUUGUCGCGGGGCGAGCUUCGGGAGGAGGGCUGCUGCUGGUGGCGGCGGCGGCGUCGCUGGUGCUGCUGCUCGCUCGGCCGCCUAGGGUUUCGGCCCCCGCCGUCCAGCCGGCUCGGAGGCCCCAAGGGUAAAGCGGAGGAGGUGGAGGUGGAGGAGGAAAGGAAAGCUUCUGCGUGAGAGGGUGUUCUCGAAGGGGUGGAUAAGGCUGAGGUGGUUUGUUCCUCUGGAGAAAGGGAGAAGCUUGUUACGGCGAGCUUCCGGAGGAGGGCCGCUGGUGGCGGCGCUGGUGCUUGAGGCUUAGGGUUUCCGGCUGCUAGCCGGCUGGAUCGGGGGCCACAAGUCUAAUGGCUACUGAGAGUGCUGUCCGAUUAAUUGGUGGGACAGGGGCUAGGGACUGGAGUAAGGGCUUUGGUGCAUUUGACUCUUCAGUGGGUGGCCUUUCAGGGGAAGAUUUGGGAUUUGUGGAUAAUGGCACUGGGGUCUAUGGGGGUUGGAGGGAAUCUGUCCCAAAUCGCAGUGGAAGUGCACCACCUAGCAUGGAAGGAUCUCUUGCUGCUCUUGGUCAUCUCAUUGGCCAGCAGAGUGGGAGCUUUGAAGCCAGUUUGGCAAACUUGGAUAACAUGACUGACAGUUCCAAGUCCGAGGAGCAACUGUGUGCUGAUCCAGCAUAUUUUGAGUAUUAUGGGUCUAAGGUGAAUCUGAACCCAAGGCUCCCUCCACCACUUAUUUCGAGGGAGAGCCGCCGAUUAAUGAACCGGGUUGGCAAGGCUAAAGAAUGGAGGGUGGUCUCCCAAGAUAACAGCAGCAAAAGCUCCAUAUAUGUUCCUCGAGCUACUCUAUCAACUCACAAAGAAGAACCAGAGGAUGAUAAAUCUCCAAGAUUGGAUUCAAGUUCAGUGGAGGAUGCCCAUAUUAUCUCCAGUGCAUCCAACUUUGAGAGCCAGGAUUUUAUGCUGGAAAGCUUUCAGCAGAGUGUGGCGUCUUUGCCUGAUAGUUCAUCUUCUAAUCCUUCAAAUAGCAACACUGGUGAUGCUAUGACUGUACGUUCUGACAUAAAUUUGUCAAGGAGUUUGUCAGUUGAUGCUGUCAAGCAAUCGGAUUUGAACUCUUGGGCCCCAAAUAGCCCACUGAAAAGUACUAUUAGCAAUGAUAUUUCGUCAUCGCCCAUUUCCAGCUCAUCAUAUACUGGUAAUACUGGUGUGCAAAUUUCUCAGCAAGAAAAGUCGGCCGUAGACACCAAACUUGGAAAUGUUGUGCUUGGCAGUGGCACAGCUGUUACUGAGCUUGAUAAUGUGGACUCCAAUAUGAAGAAUUUGAAGUUAAGUUUGGAUGGCCAUUCAUCCUCAUCUGUUAACCAGAAGUGGCAGGACAAUGUCUUGCAGCAGUAUGGCCCCUUGCUACCAGCCCAAGGCGAUCCUAUUCAAAUGACCCCUCAAGGACCACAUUUUUCCCAUGUUCCUUUUGCUGAUAACCUGUCUCAUACUCAGCUCAAGUUACCUGCUGGUGACAUGCAGCAAUUUUUACCGCAGCUUGGAAUGACAUCACCUUUCUUCACACCAAAUUCUUUUGGAAGCCCUUAUUAUCAGAAUUUGCACCCUGCUAAUGCAUUUCCAACUUCAAUUGGAACUGGAGGGUACCCUGUAACUGGUUCAGUUUUGCCACCUUUUAUGGCUAGUUAUGCUCCCCAAGGUUCUCUUGCUACGCCUCUUGACAGUCCUAUGACUCCAAGCUUUAGUGGCAGGCCAUCUGGUUUUCCUUCAACUGGGAAUCCUAUUGGGGGAACAGAUUUUAUGCAGUCAUAUAAAAUGUAUGGACAACUUGGGGUUGGUAUGCAGCCAUCCAUUCCCGACCCAAACUUCAUUCAUUUCUUUCAGCACCCCUCUUUACUUCAGUAUACUGGUGGAAAUCAAUACAAUACAAUGGGUCCAAGAUUUACUGUUGCUGGGAAUCCAGCUGAAAGCUUUGAUCCACAAAAGAUGAUGCCUCAAACUGCAUACCCAUCUGAUCAGACGCUUCAGCUUCCAAGAGGUUUUCCUAAUUCUCCCACAUCCAGAAGAGGAGUUGUUCCAAAUUAUCAAGCCAUGUCACCCUACAUACCGAUGAGUUACCCUACCAGUCCGGUGUUUCAGGGACAAACAUUGCCUGGAGCAUUGCCUCCUGGCAGGAGAAACGAUUCUGUUGGAUUCCAGUCCCCCACCAGAAAUAUUACUGCUAAUUCAGGGACUCAAGGGCAGCCUCAAAGGCAGAAGUUUGAUGAACCAAAGGCCUGUUCUUUCCUAGAAGAGCUAAAGUCCAACAGAGCACGUAGGGUCGAGCUAUCUGAUAUCACAGGCCGUAUUGUGGAAUACAGCGCUGACCAGCAUGGUAGCCGAUUCAUCCAGCAGAAGUUGGAAAACUGCACUGCUGAAGAGAAGGCAUCUGUUUUUGCAGAAGUUCUUCCUCAUGCUGCAUCUUUAAUGACUGACGUUUUUGGGAACUAUGUGAUCCAAAAGUUCUUUGAACAUGGAACUCGUGAGCAAAGGAGGGAUCUUGGCACUAAGCUUGUUGGUCAUGUUUUGCCUUUGAGUCUUCAGAUGUAUGGCUGCAGAGUAAUUCAGAAGGCUCUUGAAGUUAUGGAACUUGAGCAGAAAAUAGAUCUAGUUCGUGAGCUCGAUGGACAUGUUAUGCGAUGUGUUCGUGAUCAAAAUGGAAAUCAUGUUAUCCAGAAGUGCAUUGAAUGUGUCCCUACGGAACAUAUUGAUUUCAUAGUAUCUGCUUUUCAGGGACAAGUUGCUAGCCUUUCAAUGCACCCAUACGGUUGCCGUGUAAUUCAGAGAGUUUUGGAGCAUUGUGGUGGUAAUUCACAAGGCCAGUGCAUAAUAGAUGAGAUUUUGCAGUCAGCAUGCAUCCUUGCUCAAGAUCAGUAUGGCAACUAUGUUACACAGCAUGUUCUAGAAAGAGGAAAAUCUCAUGAGAGGAGCCAAAUUAUUACUAAAUUGGCUGGACAGGUUGUCACCAUGAGCCAAAAUAAAUUUGCAUCAAAUGUGAUAGAGAAGUCUUUUCAGCAUGGUGAUAUUGUGGAGCGGGAUCUUCUGAUCAGGCAGAUCGUGGAGCAGACAGAGGGCAAUGACAAUUUGCUGGCAAUGAUGAAGGACCAGUAUGCUAAUUAUGUGGUUCAGAAGAUACUCGAAACAUGCAAUGAGAGUCAACGGGAACUUCUCCUCAGCCGUGUAAAGGGUCAUCUGCAAGCAUUGAGGAAGUACACCUAUGGCAAGCACAUUGUAAGCCGAGUUGAGCAGCUCUGUGGUGAAGGACCUACUGACUCGGACUCUUGAAAUGAACCCACAAAUUCAUCAUAGGAGAGGUGACUUGAUCUUUGCUAUCCAUCAGCUGUGAAGAAAGCAAAACAAGUCGAACUCCGGUACCUUCGGACGGGCUAACAAAACUGUCGUCGAAGAUUGUAUAGGUGUGACUUUCUCCAGGGUAGUCUUUUCAGGUUCUAGAACAGCAGCUUAGCGUGUGCAUCACUGUAUCUAUGUUAGGGUGUGCCUAUUUACAGAAUAAUAGUGGUCGGUUAGCUGUGUGCAAAAGGAGUUUAGCGUUAUGGUUUGUAUGCGAUACAUAUCAGCUGUGCCCGGUAAUGUAUUUGCUUGCUUGCAUCGCAGUUGUGGGAUAAAAGCCCUGUUUAUCUGUGU
Messenger RNA from Panicum virgatum (switchgrass), 3875 nucleotides. Its product is annotated as pumilio homolog 5-like. Gene Ontology annotation, cellular component: cytoplasm. The record is from RefSeq and is a predicted model, not a curated record. The coding region runs from base 546 to 3515 and encodes 989 amino acids. The transcript has 11 exons. Gene Ontology annotation, biological process: post-transcriptional regulation of gene expression. Lineage: Eukaryota; Viridiplantae; Streptophyta; Magnoliopsida; Poales; Poaceae. Gene Ontology annotation, molecular function: mRNA binding.